Messenger RNA from Octopus sinensis (East Asian common octopus), 2801 nucleotides. Its product is annotated as tether containing UBX domain for GLUT4. The record is from RefSeq and is a predicted model, not a curated record. The transcript is spliced from 19 exons. The coding region runs from base 139 to 2133 and encodes 664 amino acids. NCBI's taxonomy places the organism in Eukaryota, Metazoa, Mollusca, Cephalopoda, Octopoda, Octopodidae. Gene Ontology annotation, molecular function: protein binding.
CGGGGCAAUGUAAUUUGAAACCAUUGUAUAUGCUACAAUUAGUACCCAAAUCUCUUUAAUAUUUUACUCUACAGUCUACAAAAUGGAUUGAUAUAUUGGUUAAACUAAUCCUGCACUUAACACACAUAUGAUAAAAAGAUGGAGCACUCACAACUUGAAUACCAAUCAAGCACAGAAAUAUACUAUUAUAAAAUGGAUAUAAUGAUAUUAGAAGACUGCUGUAAAAAACAAGGGUUUUUACCACCUGAAGAUUAUUCUCUCAUGCAUGGCCGAACAGUCCUUGAUUUAACAUUGUCCAUUCGCUAUUUAAAUUUAACAAACAAUGCUAAGCUAGAAUUAGUGAAAGCAGCAACACCACGAAAAGAAUCUGAGAUAAUAGUUGCCUUACAAUUGUCUGAUGGUACACGACUUCAGAAAAGUUUUCUGCCUCAAGUAACAUUAUGGGAAAUAUUACAACACUGGCAGAAGGAAGCAGACAGCUCUUUGCAACCACUUUUAACAACAGAAGUUGAUACAAGCGGCUCAACAUGUGUGCACCCUAUUUGUAUAUAUAUGAGGGAAGAGAUUAUUGGAGAAAUUGCUUUGAAAACCACACCCUUACGGAAAUUAGGACUUACUGGCGGCAAAGCAGUUAUACGGCUAGUUCACAGACAAGUUGAUGAUGUUACCUAUGCUCAAAUUAUACAGAAGAUUGAUGCAGAAACUGCCAAGAAGAUGAAAUUAGAUCAGAUAGCAGCCAAGCAUUUAAGAGAAGAGAAAAAUGAAAGAGAAUUGCAAGCUGUUAGGGAUGUUGGUGAUAGUUCUUCUGAUAUGAUGGAAAUAUCUCAAGAGGCACCUAAACCUGUUUCAGCGGCCCAACCAAAUAUGCAGAUCUCAGGGCAUCUUACUUCUCCACAGGAUGUGGCACAGCGUGAUCAACAGAGAGAAUUUAAACAACAGCAGCAACGAAAACUCCAAGAAAGAAAUUUUGCCAAUGAGAGGCUAGUUCAUGGAGAAACUGAAGGCACUACUGAUCAUGAAAUUGUACAGGACACCAACAGGGAAGCUGUCAAAAAGAUAAAAGUGGAAGCGAAAGCAGACAUACAUUUAAGAGAAAGAAAAACUGAAAAGGAAAUGGAAACUGUUAGGGAUGUUGGUGAUAGCUCCUCUGAUUGUAUGAUGGAAAUAUCUCAAGGGGAACAUAGUUCUGUAUCAGAGACUCAACCAAAUGUGCAAUCCUCAGGGCAUGAAGAAAAUCUUAUUUCUUCACAGGAAAUGAUGUGGCAUGAUCAACAGAGAACGUCUACACUUCAACAACAACAACAACAGCAGCAAAAAUUGCGAGACAGAAAUUCUUCUCAAGAGAGUGAUAAAGAAAGUGAUGAUUUUCAGAUACCUGAACGAAAUACUCUGAUAUUUUAUCAAGGUGAAAAGGAAAAUGAACAAACUACAUAUGAAGAUCUUCCUGAUGAAUUUUUUGAGGUUACAAAAGCAGAUGUGAUGACUAUGAUGCAUGAUCUUCAGAAAAGAUUCCAAGAGCUUGAAAACGUGCCUUUAAUGACAAAGUCUGCAAAAGAAGCCAAACUGUUUCAAAAGUAUGCAAAAUACAAAGCAGCAACUAUAAGAAUACAUUUUCCUGAUCGUAUGGUAUUGCAGGGAACAUUCCAUCCUAAAGAAGAAGUGGCUGCUUUACAUCAGUUUGUGAGAGACAACUUAGAAGAUAGUAACACAGUAUUUCAUCUCUAUAUCUCUCCUCCAAAGAAAACUUUGAAAAACAUGAGCGAAAGCUUGAUUUCAGCAAAGCUUGUUCCGGCUUCCAACGUAUUUUUUAGUUCUACAUGCAACAAAGCUCCAUUUUUAAAAGCUGAUUUGUCAGCUCAUAUUACAUGCAAAAAGAAUAUAGAUAUUAGCUUUCCAUAUUCAGAAAAAAAUAAUAAAAAAGAAACUGCUUCAUACAAGUCCUCUCAAGCUUCUACUUCUCAAGAAAAUCCAUCAACGUCCACUCCAAAGCCAUCAGGAUCAACAUCUACUCCAAAGCCAUCAGGAUCAACACCAAAGCCAUCAGGAUCUCAAAAUUAUGAGAAUUUUGUUCCCAAAUGGUUCAAACUGGGUCAAAUAACACAGCUUCCAGCAAAAAUGGUUGAAACUGAUUAGAAAAUAUCUUACUGACAAGUUGAGAUAUUUUCAUUUCUAUUUUAUAAAUUAAAUUGUUACAUAAGUCUUACCAACUAAGUUGGUUUUGUAAUGGUAUUUCUUUAUUAUUAUUAUUACACAGGGUGAGUUUUAGUUACUUCUGUUUUUUUUUUUCUGAAGUUCUUAAGGCUCUUCAAUAAUUAUUCAUGUUCUUACUGCUUUAAUGAACAGAAAUAAUUGUACACUGAGUAAAAUAUUUUUUGCUUUCUUUGCUGAUAUCCAGUUAAGCUCAGACGUUUUAGCCCAGAAAUGAACUUCUAUUUAUGGACUAAAAUUGUUGGCAUUUUACAAAAAUAGAAAUAAAAAAUGAACUGUUAAUGAAUUACAUUCGUGAUAACAAAAGAAGCAAGUGAUAAUUAUUGCAGAUACCAAAGACUUUUCUCAAAUAUAGUGUUUCUGGCUCUAGAAAUAGAACCUUGUGAUACUUUAUAUCACAACUUGCAUAACAUAGAAGGAAUAUUCUGUUCACAUCCCAUACUGUUUAUAUGCAUACACACAAGCAGAAGCUGCUUAUUGUAACAACUUUUUUUGAUAACAUGAAGCAAAUAAAGAAUUUGAGAUCACCCAAGUUCAAUAGGAAAAUGGUUAAUAAUGUUAUUCAUGAUAGUUUGAGAUCCAGCAAUUUUAAC